Thrips palmi is the source of this 1601-nucleotide messenger RNA. RefSeq names its product interleukin-1 receptor-associated kinase 4-like. Gene Ontology annotation, biological process: protein phosphorylation. Bases 138 to 1565 code for a protein of 475 amino acids. Gene Ontology annotation, molecular function: protein kinase activity; ATP binding. Lineage: Eukaryota; Metazoa; Arthropoda; Insecta; Thysanoptera; Thripidae. Gene Ontology annotation, cellular component: plasma membrane. The transcript is spliced from 10 exons. The record is from RefSeq and is a predicted model, not a curated record.
UUCAUAACUGAGCUAUCACAACAACAACAUCAACAGCUGUCCUGCUGCACUGCACUACUGCACCUGUAAUUUUACGUUGCUUUAAUCGUUUCCCAAUUUUAUUUUGUGCAUAUCCCUUUUCGCCGUUGUUGGCCAUUAUGGUGUUUAAUAGGGAUACUGAGGUACGAAAGCUACCCUAUGUAGAUCACUACAAUCUUGCUCUUCAACUUGAAGAUGGAUCGACAUGGAAACGGGUGAUGGGUCGAGUGCAAAGAGCUCCUACCGAAACCCUCCCCUGCCCUUACAAAUAUACAACAAAGCACAUUAAGAUGGUGGAGGAAGCAGGAGGCAGGCAGAAUCGUAGUUGUGCUGAAAUUUUUUUGGAGGAGUGGGGAUGCAGCGGAAGAAGACGACCUACUCUUGCUGACCUUCUCAACCUUUUGACGGAUCUGGAACUAUAUAAAGCAGCUGACUUUGUUGCUGUGGAACUUUUAAAAGAACCUCGUCCAAGGAGGCCUGAGAGUGGACCUGCAGCUGAAGUUUUCCUUUCAGAUUCUUCUGAGUUUCGUCAAAGUCCUGCAGCUCUAUUACCACAGGAAGUGGAAUCAUUAGUUCCCGUUGUGACUCCUGCUAGAAUUGAAUCCAAUGAAAUUAGCUCAGCUGUUGAAUCCACUCGGACGUAUCAACAACUGGAAACUUUACCCAUAAAUGUACAUUACCCACGACACAUUCCCUACAUCGAGCUAAAAGCAAUCACCAAUAACUUUAAUAGUGAUCCUGUUGGUGAAAAUAGUGGACGAUUGUUGGGCAAAGGUGCUUUUGGUUCUGUACAUCUAGCUAUUCGGGAAAAUGAAUUUACAGCUGUUAAAUGUUUAGAAAAGGAUAAUCCUGACAAAAUGUUUCAUAGGGAAGUUAAAACGAUGUUCAGUGUGGAGCACCCAAAUUUACUGCGCCUGAUAGGGUUUUCUGAAGAUGGUCCAAACAAAUGCUUGGUCUACGAAUAUAUGAGCCAAGGAAAUCUUCAUGAGAGACUCUCAUGCAGGGGACGGUGGCAGCAUCCUUUGUUGUACCCUAUAAGAAUCAAAAUUGCUCUAGGCACAUCCAAAGGUCUCAAACACCUACACUCUUUUGGUUUGGUUCAUAGAGAUGUGAAGAGUGAAAAUAUUUUGCUGGACAAGGAUCUUGUCCCCAAAUUGGGAGAUUUUGGAUUAGCACGCUCGGCUGAAAUGGCAUUUGCAUCAGAUGAAAUUUUGGGAACAGAUGUAUAUAUGGCCCCCGAAGUUUUUAGAGGAGAAGUGCCGAUUGAAAGUGAUGUUUUCAGCAUUGGUGUGGUUUUAUUGGAACUGAUUACGGGCUUAUCCCCAUAUAUUUCCUCCGAUUCUGAUGGAUUAGACUUGGUUACUCAUGUGCUUGGCGAACAGUCUAUUGAAUCAUUAGUGGACAACAAGGCAGGAAACUGGCUAUCAACUAACGGUACUGUUUUAUCAGACCUGCUCUUUUCCCUCGCUCGGGAUUGUUUGGAAGAAGAAAAGAGCAGUCGACCUACCAUGUCUACUGUUGUAGAGAGAUUGGAAGCAAUGGCAUAGACUGAAACACAUAUUAACAUGUAUAAAUUUAUAUUU